Messenger RNA from Paramuricea clavata, 3859 nucleotides. The record is from the annotation of a GenBank genome assembly. Lineage: Eukaryota; Metazoa; Cnidaria; Anthozoa; Malacalcyonacea; Plexauridae.
AUAUAUCGCAUAUAGACCAGACCCAGGAGCACAAUCUAUUGAUGCAUUUUCUGCUCAGUGGAACACUUUCCAAGGUUACUAUUUUCCUCCUUUCAGUGUCACUUCAAAAGUUCUUCAGAAACUGGAGCAGGACAAGGCAACAGGAGUAAUAGUAAUCCCCAAAUGGCCCACCCAGGUGUGGUAUUCCAUGGCAAUGAGGAUGCUGAUCAGCUGUCCAGUUCUUCUACAGCACAGUGUCAGACUGUUAUUGCUACCAAGCCACCCACAAGAAACACACCCCUUACACAAGAAACUGGAUCUGCUAGUAUGUCACUUGUCAGGGGACAGUUGCAAACAAGCGGACUUUCAACAACAGCUUCAGACAUUUUCAUGUGUGCCUGGCGGGAUGGAACUAAAAACCAAUACCAAACCUACCUUACACAGUGGGAAAACUACUGCAACUCCAAAGGGAUUAGUCCAGUUUCAGCUACUGUAAUUGAAGGUAUCAAUUUUCUAGCAGAACUAGUUGAUAGGGGUAUUGGCUACAGUGCAGUUAAUACAGCCAGAUCUGCCCUUUCAACCAUACUUGUAGCUAAUGAUUCUCUUACGUUUGGUAUGCACCCUUUGGUAAAGAGGUUUUUAAAGGGUGUUUUUGAACAGAAACCUUCGUUGCCACGUUAUGCAUUUAUUUGGGAUGUCAAUCAAGUGUUAAAUAGACUGCGUUCUUACCCUUCUAUUGAAUGUAUUUCACUAAAGGAACUUACAUUAAAACUUGUUAUGUUGUUGGCUCUUCUCACUGGUCAACGAACGCAAACGAUUCAUUGCUUGGAUGUUAACCAUAUGGACAUAUCAGAUAAGAAAUGUACUUUUUAUCUGACCCGGUUACUGAAACAGUCGAGACCAGGGAAACAUCUAAAACCUAUUGAACUGGAAGCGUUUGGCCAGGAGCAAAGUUUGUGUAUUAUCCAUCACUUAAGAGCAUAUAUCGAAAAAACUGCGAAUCACAGAACUGACGUUAAUACGAGCCAGUUAUUGUUGAGUUAUCAAAAACCAUUUAAGCCUGUUAGUAAGGACACCAUCUCACGCUGGAUCAAGAUUGUAUUAAAGGAUGCAGGUAUUGAUACAACAAAAUUUACUGCACACAGUGCUAGAGCAGCCUCCACUAGCGCUGCAGCCAAGGCAGGUGCCUCCAUAGAAAGCAUCUUGGAAUCUGCUGGAUGGUCCAACUGUGGAACUUUUGCUAAGUUUUAUAACAAAGAAAUUAAUGUGUCUUGUAAUCUUGGUUCAGUUUUGUUAGAGGCAAAUAUAGAGUGUGACAAUUACUGGUGUUGUGUCCUUGUUCAUGAUCACAGGGCUUUAAAGUCUCACGUGAUUCCUAUGUGACGUAGACUAUGAUGAGGUAGAAUUUAAAAAUUAAACGAGACUUACCUGUAAGUUGAAGUUUGAUGUAGAUUCUACCGAUUCAUAGUCAGGAACAUAGGAAUUACGUGCCCUCCCAACAUUGGUUAUACAAAUAACUCACGGCAUUAAAAAUGCUAAGAUGAUCCCUCCCUAUUUACGCGGGAUCCUGUGCUCAUUCACUGGUAAACAUUGAUAUAGCUUGCUCGCGCAAUCUCACGUAAUUCCUAUGUUCCUGACUAUGAAUCGGUAGAAUCUACAUCAAACUUCAACUUACAGGUAAGUCUCGUUUAAUUUUUAAAUUAAUAGUGGUAAGUGGUAAUAGUGAUAAACAAUAAAUGGUGAUAACUGAUAAACAAGUGGGCUUAUAUUCGGGGGGGGGGGCUUAUAUUUGGAAUGAGGUGAGCGUUACUACAUGUGGUGGGCUUAUACACGGGGGGGGGGCUUAUAUUCGGGAGGGGCUUAUAUUCGGGGGGGGCUUAUAUUCGGAGGUUUACGGUACGCUGCUAAUAAGCAUGUAAUAGUGCUGAUUAUAGUACUUCCUCUUAAUAUGGCAACUAUACCAUAUACCCUCUGCAAUGAGGGUAAGUGAACUUAUCUCUUGUAGAGAUCCGGUUGCCAAUAGCGCCUUUAUUCUCUCAGUAUGCUGGAUUUCAAAAUCACUCUGCAAACAAAAAUGAGAAUAUAUUCUAUAUGCAUGCAACAUUAAGGAUCUUACAAGGAAACUUAACAUCACUACCAAAUAUAUCCAGGUAGCCUAUGUAUGUGCAUGCAUGUUGCAACUGUACUGCACAACAACCAGCGCGCCCUACUUGUUUUUUUUUUAAAGGGGAAGUCAAGUCCGUUCUGCGCAUCGGUUCUGCUCAUAACAAUGUGAGGACCUCUAAUGUGAACAUUGCCCAAAUUUCGAAUUUUUCUGAACAUAAACUCUAUUUCAUACUCAUCUAUUUCAAAAGGUAAACAAACCGUUUGUAUUCGGGAGGGGCUUAUAUUGUGGGACAUGUAAUAGAAAUUAAUCGAAAAUUUACAACUGAACGUCCAGAUGCCUUCAGUGAAUCGGCGGCGAAGCGACUAAUAUAAAAUACAGCCCUUCGAUUUUAAUACAAAUAUAACUACAGUAUGUCAAGUAACUAUCCGCAUACAAAUGAGUAAAUACACAAUAGACAUACCUUUCAAAUUCCAUAUAUUUUACUAGGUCUUUCGAACUUUAUAAUAGAAAAUUUGAAUAAAAAUCUUCUCCUUUGAAUGCUUGCUCUCAAAAGAUCGAACUUGGCGCUUGUUGUCAAUGUGUCAUACAGAUCGAAUUACUACAACACGUGAUAUAUUCUAAUCAUGUUAAUUGGUUGAAAGUGGAAUUUCCACUUGUUGAAAAUUAUAUUCAGCAGCAAAACAUUCCACAAGUUCAAAUUACAGAAUCUCUGACAAACGCGGGUAAUUAUAAUAGAGAUUUACGCAGCAAAAAUAUAGAUGAGAACAAUGCUGGUGUUAAAUUAAUUUGACAAGAAAAACUCGCUGACAAUUUCUGGCUACAUUCGAUCGUCGCGUGCGAUCGAACAAUAAGAAGCCGAUAUGGUCCGAUAUACUUGUAAUACAACUACAAGAAUCUGACUUGGCAAUAUUCGAGAAAAACGGCGCCGUCAACCAGCUGAAUUAAACCUUGGGUUGAUUUUACACGAACUGCAGUCCUUCACUACGAAUUUGUAUAGAAAAUAUCGCCCUAAUUCUAGGUUGAAGAAACUCAGUUGAAUAUAGUUUUUGCCGAUUCCUAUGUGUGAUGGUCGAGUUAUAAUACACAGCCCGAGUAAAAACUUGGUGGAAAAUUACUCACUAUUUCACUUCUACUAUACGAUUUAAUAAAUGGCUUUUAACUGAGUGAAGUGAGAAUAACUCCUUGAAAUUGAAAGUAUAUGUCGUAAGUCGAACUAAAUAUUUCAACAUAUUUCAUAUAGGUUAGUUUAGUUUUCAGUAUUUUGACCUAAUCAUAAUGGUUAUAAUGACCUAUUUGGGAAUAAUAACCAAUCGGUAAAUUUGCUUAACCAAAAAGAUUGGUUAAAUUAACCUAUUUUUAUUGGUCGCAAAAUUUGACCGAUAAUAAUAGGUUAUUUUAACUAAUUUAAAUCGGUUCUAACCCAUUCAAUUGGUUAAAACAACCUUUAAUUAUUGGUUACAACCUUUAGAAAUAGGUUGUUUUAACCUAUCAGUUUUUACAGUGCGGCAUGGCUCAUCCUGUAGAGCGCUCAAUAUGACCUAAAGGCCAUAGAGCGAUAUCUAACUACAGACGGUACCGUUUCGGCCUUAUGGGCCUCAUCAGUGUAGUGCUGAUGAGCAGGAUGAAAGUAACUGCUAUUUACAGUUACCUUUGAUGCCUCACGAUUGUGGGACAUCAAAACCAUGCCAGAGCGCUGAAACUGCAAGCAGUGAGCGUGCGCAAUGCGUAAGCGGCAUGGCUCAUCCUGUAGAGCGCUCAAUCUAACUACAGACG